This is a messenger RNA of Aspergillus bombycis, 1470 nucleotides long. RefSeq lists its product as uncharacterized. The record is from RefSeq and is a predicted model, not a curated record. NCBI's taxonomy places the organism in Eukaryota, Fungi, Ascomycota, Eurotiomycetes, Eurotiales, Aspergillaceae. Bases 1 to 1470 code for a protein of 489 amino acids. The transcript has a single exon.
AUGGAUUCGAUUCACAUCCACGUUGAUGGUACAGCCAACAAGCUUGCCAGGUCAUUCGAAAACACCAAUAACUGGUCAACGGAUCAAAUCCUGAGGCAGACGGGACAUCUGUCGGAUCUUAUGCGCAAGCUCAAUAACCGAGUGAUGAGCGACACUGAAGUGACGAGAGAGCUGCAGAGGGUCAUGAUGGAAGUGAAGAUUCAAGUCGGCGCUAUACAGCGCGAGCAGCGUCAGAUGGAGGACAGGAUGACACAGCUCUUCCAGUGUGAGUACCACAAGCUGAAGGGCGAGAUUAACGUGUUGGCUUCGACUGUAAGGUCCAACCUCCCCCACGACCCGGCACAGGAUGCAAGGUCCAUGAAUACCAGGUUGCAGGGGAGUCAAGACUUCACCAAAGGGAGUAAAGACAAUGAAAGGCCCCAGCAGUUCAGGAAGAUGAAGUCACGUCAGAUGAAGAGGGAAGAUGUGGUGACAAAGAAAAAAGAGAGCAGAGGAGGGGAAGAACACAACUGUGAAUCUGUCGCACUGAGCGAAUACGCUGAGGAACACACACUUACUGAUAACGUUCCAACACCUAUGUCAGCCUUCCCCACUCCAAGUUCCCAUGGCGAUGACUGGAAAGAUCACUUCACUGAGUCUCACCCCAGAAGACUCAUCCUGAAAGACCCUAGCAAAAUAUCCACUGGGAGUCCAGAACCUCUGCCCAGCAGCUCCAUUAAAGGCAAAGAAAGAGCCGCUAGCAGCAAAACUCUCGUCCACAAAGCAAGCACUGAGAUCAUGAAGUUCCCAGCUAAGAUGGGCCUUUUCUAUCCUUUCCGCCGUGGCCGUGAUCGGCGUAGCAGCGAAAGCAAAAUUGCGAGCCACUCCUUGCCUCCUACCAAGCGCAGCGACGAUAAAACCUCCGAAGAGCGAGAGUCCAGGAAGCAAGAACCACUUCCGUUCACACCCCCUACGCAGACAAGCGCCAUCGCUACUACUGCGACAGAGCAUCGCCAAGUGGAAGUUAGCCCCAGCAGAGUCCAUCCCGCCUUGCGCAAUCCUGCUCAGCAGCAGAUCAUGGCUGAACGUGAGCGUCUCAAGACUCAAGAUACUAUGACACCCAGGCAGCUCCUACGAUCCUCCAGAUCCUUUCAGGACUUGAAUUCUCGCUCCAGAAAUGCUGCAUCGUGUGACUGGAUUGAUAGCUCAACCGAAAGUCCUUCGAAGUCCACAACUCGCAGUCAGAACCAGCAGGAUCUCGCUAUGGGAUUCCUUGCUCUUUCAACAGCUUCACUCCGCCCAUCUGCUACAGAAGAUUCACCGUUGACAACUUUCGCUGAAGCACGGAUGUCUCGGGCUUCAGAUGUUUCAUUUGGUUACCGUGGCCCAACCCCUCCUCCCAGAGAGUCUGAAGCGAGCGAGUCGAGCCUACCAACCUGGUACCAGGCAGCCUAUGCAUACAAGUCCAUCGAGAGGCCAGAAAACGAUUGA